AUGCUCAAAAAUACGUAUUAGUCCCUGCAAAAUAUUACUCCAGUAAUCUUUUAAUUUGAACAUUCAUUAGGUGUUGAUUGCAAAAUUUCUGAUUCCUAUUUUAUUUAUGUAACAUUUAUCAACUCCAUCUAUGAUCUAUCAAACGAAAACCCUAUUCUCACUUCACGAGCACUGACGUCAAUCGCCCUUGAAUUGUUCUUCUUCGCUGAGGAUGGUAAUGGCUCGAGUAUAUGUUGGGAACUUGGAUCCACAUGUCACAGAAAGAGAACUAGAGGAUGAAUUCCGCGUUUAUGGUGUACUUAGAAGUGUUUGGGUUGCUCGAAGACCUCCUGGUUAUGCUUUUAUUGAAUUUGAUGAUAGGAGAGAUGCUUUGGAUGCUAUUGAUGGACUUGAUGGGAAGAAUGGCUUGCGUGUGGAGAUGUCGCAUAACUCAAGGGCCGAUGGUCGCGGUAGACGUUCCCUUAGUGAUGACUUGAAUUGCUAUGAAUGUGGUGAACCAGGUCAUUUUGCUCGUGAGUGCCGCUUGCGAAUUGGUCCUGGAGGAUUUGGUAGUGGAAGACGCAGGAGCCCUAGCCCUCGUUACAGCAGGGGCCUUAGCCCGCACUACCGCAGGAGUCCUAACCCUCGAUACCGCAGGAGCCCAAGCCCUCGUUACCGCAGGACCCCUAGCCCUCAGUACCGCAGGAGCCCUAGCUAUGGGCACAGAAGCUACAGUCCAGAAAGAAAACCUUCACGAUAUCACAGCUAUUCACCUGAACGUGGGCGAAGUUACAGCCGGUCACCCUCUUAUCACUCUUAUCACAUGAAUGGGGACAAGCUUUACGCCCGAAGUCGGAGCUGAAGUGCACUACCAUGACUACAAGAAUAUGACAUGCAAGAAGAAAUGAAACUUUUUGGUUGCUAUAGUCUUCUUUCCUGGAACUCGACUGUUUACAUUGUUGAAGUAAGUAGUUGGAUGAUAUUUGCCUAUGGACAAAGUGGUUAACUUUGACAGUGGUGCUUGUGAACUCAUUGCCUUAGUUUGAGAACUCUCAUCAGCUUGCUGUCAUUUGGAGAGGUUACCUUUUCUACUCUAUAAUAUUUAACUUAAAUUCAUAGAUAUAAUAGCCAGUUUCAUGAUAUUACAGAAUUGAAUUACAUACUGCAUGCUUUAAUGUUGAUGGUUAUGAACAUCUUACAAGAACAUACCCAUUUUGUGUUUGUUGUGAGGUGCGGUGCUGCCGUGCUGUUAAAAGCCUCAAGGUUGGCACCCAUCGGAUGACCUGCUCUCCUAAAUGACUCUGGUUCUUCUCUACAUGUGUCUUCACGUCUUCCACCUGGCAUGCCAAUAAUUGAAAACCUAGAAGUUGCACAAAGCACAACUAGAAUCGUGCCUCUGCAACAACUUAGUAUCACAAAUUUGCUUAGUUGUUGUAUAAGGGCAACAAAGUUUAAGAUAAGGUAAAUGGCAUAUACUUGGGGGUUGAUAUGGAGUACUGACUGGACCCCUCAAAACUGGUAGUAAGCUAUAUUAAAAACAAGAUUCAAGAAAUGGUUAUAAAUUUUACUUGCA
Molecule: messenger RNA, 1552 nt
Organism: Dioscorea cayenensis subsp. rotundata (Guinea yam)
Lineage: Eukaryota; Viridiplantae; Streptophyta; Magnoliopsida; Dioscoreales; Dioscoreaceae
Product: serine/arginine-rich splicing factor RSZ23-like
Exons: 6
Coding region: 212-841 (209 amino acids)
Biological process (GO): mRNA splicing, via spliceosome
Cellular component (GO): nuclear speck
Molecular function (GO): zinc ion binding; RNA binding
Source: RefSeq, a predicted model, not a curated record